This is a messenger RNA of Lepus europaeus (European hare), 526 nucleotides long. Its product is annotated as large ribosomal subunit protein uL23-like. NCBI's taxonomy places the organism in Eukaryota, Metazoa, Chordata, Mammalia, Lagomorpha, Leporidae. Gene Ontology annotation, biological process: ribosomal large subunit assembly; translation. The record is from RefSeq and is a predicted model, not a curated record. Bases 62 to 526 code for a protein of 154 amino acids. Gene Ontology annotation, molecular function: rRNA binding; structural constituent of ribosome. Gene Ontology annotation, cellular component: cytosolic large ribosomal subunit; ribosome. The transcript has a single exon.
UGACAUUAGACAACAGUGUAGUGCUAACUUCAAUAAUGCUAUCCAUGAGCUUUUCACCAAGAUGGCGCCGAAAGCAAAGAAGGAAGCUCUUGCCCCUCCUAAAGUCGUAGCCAAAGCGAAGGCCUUGAAGGCCAAGAAGGCAGUGCUGAAAGGUGUCCACAGCCACAAGAAGAAGAUCUGCACGUCCCCCACCUUCCAGCGGCCCAAGACACUACACCUCCGACGGCAGCCCAAAUACCCUCGGAAGAGCGCCCCCAGGAGAAACAAGCUCGACCACUAUGCCAUCAUCAAGUUCCCCCUGACCACGGAGUCGGCCAUGAAGAAGACAGAAGACAACACACUGGUGUUCAUUGUGGAUGUCAAGGCCAACAAGCACCAGAUCAAACAAGCUGUGAAGAAACUCUCUGACAUUGAUGUGGCCAAAGUCAACACCCUGAUCAGACCUGACGGAGAGAAGAAGGCCUAUGUGCGGCUGGCUCCUGACUAUGAUGCUCAGGACGUUGCCAACAAAAUUGAGAUCAUCUGA